GAAGCAGAGGAGCAGCUGCAGCUGAAGUCAGCAUGGCAUCAGGAAAGUCCACACAAAAAUAUCUGCUGAAGGCUGAGGAAGGGCAGCAAGUGAGUGCUGUCGAUCGGGUAACCCGCUUGCCUUUGCUCAACUCUGCAUUCAACCUGGUCUCAUCUGCCUACAGCCACACCAAGGAGACGCAUCCUUGCCUCAGCAGCGUCUGCAGCGUGGCUGAGACCGUGGCUGCUGUCGCGGUAGGCAGCGUGGUUGGUGGGGCACAGCCCAUCCUCAACCAACUGGAGCCACAAAUUGCACUCGUAAAUGAAUACGCCUGCAAAGGACUGGACCAGCUGGAGGAGAACUUGCCUUUUCUUCAACAGCCAGCAGAUAAGGUCAUCUCGGACACCAAGCAGCUGGUUUCCACCAAAGUGACAUCCGCUAUGGAUGCUGCCUGUGAGGCAAAAGAAGCAAUGGCUGAUAAAAUGACCGAAGCUGUGGACCUCACCAAAAAUGUUGUCGGGGACAGCGUCAAGCUGACGAGGUCAGUGGUCACCUCCACUGUGCACAGUGCUGUGGAGGCUGCCCAGGGCGCGAAGGACCUUGUGACCAACAAGGUGACCAAAGCGGUGGACCUCAGUAAGCACAUGGUGGAAGACAGCGUUGAGCUGACCAAGUCUGCAGUUGCCUCUACUAUUGUCAAUGCUGUAGAGGCUGCUCAGGGUGCCAAGGAGCUUGUGACCAACAAGGUGACGGAGGCCAUGGACCUCACUAAACACAUGGUGGAGGACAAUGUUGAACUGACCAAGUCUGCAGUUGCCUCUAGUAUUGUCAGUGCUGUAGAGGCUGCUCAAGGUGCAAAAGACCUUGUAAACAACAAGGUGACGGAGGCUGUGGACCUCAGUAAACACAUGGUGGAAGACAGCGUUGAGCUGACCAAGUCUGCAGUUGCCUCUACUAUCAAUGCUGCCGUAGGGGCUGCCCAGGGCGCAAAGGACCUUGUGACCAACAAGGUGACCAAAGCAGUGGACCUCAGUAAGCACAUGGUGGAAGACAGCGUUGAACUGACCAAGUCUGCAGUGGCUUCUACUAUUGUCAAUGCUGUAGAGGCUGCCCAGGGUGCCAAGGAGCUUGUGACCAACAAGGUGACCGAAGCAGUGGACCUGACCAAAGGAGCUGUUCACGAUGGUGUUGAGAAGACCAAAUCAAUGGUCACUUCUACAGUCAAUACAGCUCUGGGUGCUGCAUACGACACCAUUGCCAGCAAAAUAACUACAGCCUUGGAGCAGAGCAGAGAGGCCAUGCAAGAGGGCGUGGAGAUGACUAACGCAGUGGUGGCCAACAGCAUAAGCAAAGCCAAGGCAGUGAGCCAAGCAGUGGCAGGCGGUGUGGAAUCUGUUUUGGGCAUAUCAGAAGAUCUGGUGGAUCACUACCUCCCAAUGACUGAGGAGGAACUAGGUAAGCUGGCCACUGCUGUGGAGGGAUUUGGCAUGGCUUCUGUGGAGGAACAGAAACGGCAACGGAGUUACUUUGUGCGCCUAGGCUCCCUCUCUAACAAAGUCCGACGCCGAGCCUAUCGGCACUCCCUCAGCAAACUGCAGCGCAUUAAGCAAAGCACCCAAGACACUCUCUCACGACUACAGCUGGCAAUAAUACUGAUUGAAUCUGUGAAGCAAGAGGUUGGCCAGAAGCUUCUGGAUGGCCAGGAGAAGCUCCAUCAGCUGUGGGUGGACUGGUGCCUGACCCAACCCAAAGGAAAUCAAGUUAAAACUGCCUCCCACGCAGAGCAGGUAGAGUCACGGACUCUAGCUAUGCUGCACAUCACCACCCAGCAGCUACGGCCUGUUUACGAGAACCUGAAAGCCAGCAUCCAUGGCCUCCCCAGCAACGUCCAAGAAGCUGUGUAUCAGGCCACUCGAAAUAUCCACAAGCUCCAUAGUUCCUUCUCCAAUGCUAUGUCUUUCCAGGACCUCUCCAGCACCACCCUGACCCAGAGCCAGGCCCAUGUGGCAGAAGCCCGACGGUCCCUAGAUGAUCUGUUUGAAUAUGUAACUCGGAGCAUCCCUCUCAACUGGCUGGUGGGUCCCUUCAGGGCGGCAGCUAAAGCGUCGCGGGACAGCAGAAAGGAGAGAAAGAAAAACACAGUGACUGGUAAAAAAUCACUUGUGUCAGAAAAGCCUACAGCAUCAAAGGAGGUGGCAAAGUCACCCAAAGAACCAAAGGGAACACGCAAGAUCCCACGGAAAGGGUGUGAAGUGCUGGAGAAGCUGGAAGAGAAGGCAGAGAAAGACACAGAGGUGGCACGGGCUGGAAAGGGGAUAACUAACUCACCACGGGAAGAGCUCUGAAAAACUCGAGCUCUUC
Cuculus canorus (common cuckoo) is the source of this 2340-nucleotide messenger RNA. RefSeq names its product perilipin-3-like. NCBI's taxonomy places the organism in Eukaryota, Metazoa, Chordata, Aves, Cuculiformes, Cuculidae. Gene Ontology annotation, cellular component: cytosol; lipid droplet. Gene Ontology annotation, biological process: positive regulation of triglyceride storage; lipid storage. The transcript has 8 exons. The coding region runs from base 33 to 2324 and encodes 763 amino acids. Gene Ontology annotation, molecular function: protein binding. The record is from RefSeq and is a predicted model, not a curated record.